AUGAGUUCUUACAAUUCUGAAACAAAAAUUUGGUCGAGUAAUGGUCGACCAUCGAUUUAUAAUCCAAAAGCGAGUCUCGGUGAAGUUCUUUUGCAUUCUCUAAAAAGAAAUCCCGAUAAAAUUUGUGAAAUAAGUGACGAUUAUGGAACGCAACUUACUUUUGGUGAACUUAUGAAACGGAGCAUUCAAGUUGCUGAAGCUUUAAAAGAAGAUUUUGGAGUUAAGUUCGGAGAUGUUGUUUCGAUCGUCAGCAAAAAUAAUCCUGAAGUUUCAUCUGUAGCAUUUGGAUGUAUUUUCAAUGGAUGUAUUAUAAACUCGUUGGAUGUAUUUUUGGCUCAAAUAGACUUUGAUCACAUGAUUGGAAUGACGAAACCAAAAGUUCUGUUUGCUGAAGUUGAAGUAAUUGAAAAAGUUCAAAAAGCAAUCGAGAAGUGUAAGCUUGAUACGAAAGUUUUCUGUUUUGCUGAUAUUUUUGGAAAAACUUAUUCGGGAAUCACACCUAUUCAAUAUUUCUUCAAGAAACCUCUUGAAUUUGAAAUUCAAGAUUACGUUCCGGCUUACAUUGAAGAUACAAAAAAUCAUAUUGCUUUCAUUAUAUGUUCAUCUGGAUCAACAGGCUUAAGCAAAGGAGUUUGUAUAUCACACGCUCAAAUCAUUUCCCAAACUUUACGUCUGUGGCAACUUUACGAAUAUGACAUAGUAUACGUCUCAAAUACGUUAUUUGCUCUUACAGGAUAUACGACUUUGUUAACGGCAACUGUUGAGGGAGCAACACGUAUUAACUCAACAAAUCCUCUAACACCUGAACUAUUCUUCUAUUUGAUCGAGAAAUACAAAGUUAGUUUUACAUUUGCAUCUACAGCACUUAUCGCUCAAUGCUUGGAUUUCCCCGAACUUUCAAAGAUCAAUCUUUUAUCUGUAACUCGUUGUGUUACUGGCGGAAGUCAUUUGCUUGAAGAGCUUCGAGUUUCAUUUGAAAAACUUUUGAAAAAUGGAAAGCUACUUGUUUGUUAUGGAAUGACUGAAACUGCAACAGCAUCGACUUGUAAUUCUGUUGGAAAAUCUGGAUCUGUUGGUUCUUUACAAAAUGAAACUCAAAUGAAAAUUGUUUCAAGUGAGGGAAAAUUGUUAGGUCCAAAUGAACAAGGCGAAAUUUGUAUUUCAAGUUCUCAUCUAUGUCUCGGAUAUUAUGAAAACGAAGAAAAAACAAAAGAACUUUUUGAUGAAGAUGGUUGGAUUCGCUCAGGAGACAUGGGAUAUUUUGACGAAGAAGGUUACUUGUUCAUUGUUGGAAGAAUUAAAGAACUCAUCAUAUACAGAGGACUAAAUAUUGCACCCGGAGCAAUUGAAACACUCGCUAAAGAUUAUACUGGCUUAUCACAGGUUUGUGCAGUUCCUAUUGAAGAUUACAAACAGGGAACUGAAUUGCCAGCUUUAGUUGCAAUUCGCCCGAAAGAUUUCCCUUUGAGUCAAGAAGAGAUUGUGAAAGUUCUCGACGAGAAAUUAGAUGGAAAAAGAAAACUUUUAGGCGGCGUUUACUUCGUUGAUAGUUUUCCACAAACUGCUUCGGGAAAAGUUUUACGAAGAGAAUUAAAAGAAAAAGCAAAUCGUUUAUACCACAAAAAACAAAAUGAUGUAAUGGUAAUCUGAAAUAAACAUAG
Messenger RNA from Culicoides brevitarsis, 1661 nucleotides. RefSeq names its product probable 4-coumarate--CoA ligase 1. Gene Ontology annotation, biological process: long-chain fatty acid metabolic process; fatty-acyl-CoA biosynthetic process. The transcript has a single exon. Lineage: Eukaryota; Metazoa; Arthropoda; Insecta; Diptera; Ceratopogonidae. The coding region runs from base 1 to 1650 and encodes 549 amino acids. Gene Ontology annotation, molecular function: long-chain fatty acid-CoA ligase activity. The record is from RefSeq and is a predicted model, not a curated record.